Physella acuta is the source of this 597-nucleotide messenger RNA. Its product is annotated as tyrosine-protein phosphatase 2-like. The record is from RefSeq and is a predicted model, not a curated record. Gene Ontology annotation, molecular function: protein tyrosine phosphatase activity. Lineage: Eukaryota; Metazoa; Mollusca; Gastropoda; Physidae. Gene Ontology annotation, biological process: protein dephosphorylation.
AUGAUAUGUAAAGUUUUAUCGAAUUUCUGUCUUCCCAAUGACAAGGACGACAACCCGCCACGUCAGUUGACCCACUUCCAGUACACGGCCUGGCCGGAAGACGGGUCUGACCCGUGUAUGUGGAGUUUGGUUGACUUUGAACAUAAGGUCUUCUUCAACACUCUGGAAACUGUCACGCUGGUGCAUUCUGGGACGGAUACAACGAGAAGCUCCGUGUUUAUAGCACUACACGAUUUGAUCCGUCAAGCCAAGCUGAACCAAGCUGUGGACUUUGUCGACACGGUGUCCAGGCUCCGACAAGACAUGCCCAACACGGUUCAAACCUUUGAGCAGUACAUGUUCCUGCACCACGCCGCGCAGGCUGGCAUCGCCUGUACAGGCAGCUACACACACAUCAGCGCCAUCUUUCUCAAAGUACAUCUCAUGGGGAAAGUCGUCAACGGAAAAAGUAAUUUCAAAAAAGAAUUCAAGAAUCUGUUUAGUUUGGAGAUAAAGUUUAAGGGUGGUGUAGGGGACGUUAUCCAAAAUCCACAAAGUAAAAAUAGAUUCCUCAUUGUACCAGAAAUGUACAACAACAUUAACGAUAGUUCAGUGUGA